Molecule: messenger RNA, 1316 nt
Organism: Helianthus annuus (common sunflower)
Lineage: Eukaryota; Viridiplantae; Streptophyta; Magnoliopsida; Asterales; Asteraceae
Product: omega-amidase, chloroplastic
Exons: 10
Coding region: 65-1174 (369 amino acids)
Biological process (GO): L-glutamine metabolic process; oxaloacetate metabolic process
Cellular component (GO): mitochondrion
Molecular function (GO): omega-amidase activity
Source: RefSeq, a predicted model, not a curated record
UCCCAAUCACUUUUAACCUGACGUCCGUCAAUGGCUGAAUGGCGAAAGUAACGGUGGAAAAGCAAUGAGAAGUGGAUCAAUUGCAUUCUUGUCAACAACUCUCCCUUCUACUCUCCGAUCAUCAACCGUCACUCGCUCCGUUACAACCGCCGCUUCACACCGUCUAUCUUCUCUACGCAACUUCUCGGUUCCGUUAAAAGUUAACCUCACUGCUGCUCGUGCAAUCACUCGUGCAUCAUCAUCAUCAUCCAUGGCGUCUUCGUUUAGUCCCGAGAAAGCUAGGGUUCCUCCUGCUGUUGAAUUGCCUGUUCCUCCUGUUUCCAAGUUCAAGAUUGGUUUAUGUCAGCUGUCUGUGACAGCAGACAAGGAGAGGAAUAUUGCUCAUGCUCGUGUAGCAAUUGAAGAGGCUGCUGAGAAGGGUGCCAAGCUUGUUGUUCUGCCUGAAAUAUGGAACAGUCCUUAUUCAAAUGAUAGUUUCCCGGUGUAUGCUGAGGACAUUGAUGCUGGCACGGACUCAUCUCCUUCAACAGCAAUGUUGUCUGAAGUUGCUCGUUCUUUGAAGAUCACGAUAGUUGGUGGUUCCAUACCAGAAAGAUGUGGGGACAAGCUGUACAAUACUUGUUGCGUUUUUGAUACUGAUGGAAAGCUGAAAGCUAAACACAGAAAGAUACACCUUUUUGAUAUCAAUAUUCCUGGAAAGAUUGUAUUUGAGGAAUCAAAAACUCUUACUGCUGGAGAAACUCCUACUGUUGUGGAUACAGAUGUUGGACGCAUAGGUAUAGGUAUCUGCUAUGACAUUCGUUUUCAGGAACUGGCCAUGCUUUAUGCUGCUAGAGGUGCUCACCUACUUUGUUAUCCUGGGGCAUUCAACAUGACUACUGGUCCACUGCAUUGGGAGUUACUACAAAGGGCAAGGGCUGUAGAUAAUCAGUUAUACGUAGCAACUUGCUCUCCUGCUCGAGAUGCUGGAUCUGGGUAUGUGGCAUGGGGCCAUUCAACCUUAGUUGGACCAUUCGGAGAGGUACUAGCUACAACAGAACAUGACGAGGCAACCAUCGUUACAGAGAUUGAUUAUUCGGUACUUGAGCUAAGGAGGACAAAUCUGCCACUGCAGAAGCAACGUCGUGGUGACCUUUACAGCCUGGUUGAUGUUCAAAGGUUACAUUCUCAGUGAAUGGCUCAGGUACGCCUGUUUGGUCAUUUCAGUCUAUCGAGUUUUCCAUUUAAAGUAGCUUAUGUUUGUGUACCAUUUUCUUGCUUUUCUUUGUAACGCACUACAUCCGUAUUGGCAAUAAAGUCUUCCCUGUUAACUGAUA